AGCUGCAGGACAGAGCCACUGACAGGGCGAACUGGUCAGGUGGCCACAGCAGAAGGAAGAGGCCUGCCUUUUCCAAACCGGGAUCUAAUUUCCGGACUUGAGGUGGCCUGGUGCUUUGCUCAGGGUGAUUCGUCAGCCCUGUGGAAGGGCUAUCUGCAUGAUGCCCCUCCUGAAGCCACCUGUGACUUCCCCUUGAGAUUUCAUUGGUGAGAAGAGUGCGUUUGACACCUGUUUUGGGGUGCAUCCUGGCUGCGGCUCACUGCAGGAACUUUCCAGUGAGAACCAUAUUCAGCACCUCCUGCACAGCAUUGAUCAUUUCCACUGCCUAGGGUUCUGUGGGACUCUGUGCUCCUGGCUGACCCUCAAUCCGAACAAAACCACGGGCCCAGAGAGUCUGUCAGCUCUACCCUUUUCAAGUCUCCUGAGUCUUCUGCCUCUAACUAGGUGCUUUUCAGGACUGCAGGAAUUAGACAGAAGAAACCUUUAGCCACUUUUGAGCAGAAGGGACCAGAAGGUCUAGGAGGAAGUGGAGCAGGAGAGAGGCCAUCCUGGGGAGGCGCAAGCUGUCUCCAAGGGCCCAGCUGUCACCAGCCCAACCUGGCCCUGGUGUCAGAAUCACACCCAGAAGAGGCUGGCCUGUCACGUGCCCAGCACCCCAACAUUCCUGCUGCUUUCGCUGUGCUCUAACCUGACUGGAGUCUCAGGGGAAGCAGAGCUCGGACUCACAGCAGCUGGGAGCCUGGAAAAAGCAGAGGUUGGAAGCUGCAGCCUGAGGAGGUCAGGGCCUGGGAGGGGACCUGCAGCCAGAAGAGUGAACACAGGGACCUGAACAGAGACCGGUGGAGGUCGCGGGAACUCUGUUUCUUGCCUGCAUCACACCGGGAAAGCUAGAAGCGACCCCUCUAGGUGGUGCCGCGAGCCAGCGUCCUGGGCGGCGUCUCGUCCUGCGGGUCGAGGACCCCCACCCCCAGCAAACGUGCCCUCUCCACCAGGCGCUGUGGGCGGAGCCAGGCCAGGUGUCCCGGAUGAUCCCAGAGCUGAAGCAACAUGGCUGAUGGCAGGGCCAAGCCUGCCAAAGCUACCAACAGGACACCCCCCAAAUCCCCAGGGGACCCCGCAAAAGACAAGGCAGCCAAGAGGUUGUCACAGGAGUCAGAUGCUGCCAGCGAGGGGGCAGCUGCAGCCCUGGAGCUCAGUGCCCUAGAGGAGGCCUUCCGGCGCUUCGCAGUGCAUGGGGACACGCGUGCCACAGGGCGGGAGAUGCAUGGCAAGAACUGGUCGAAGCUGUGCCGGGACUGCCACGUGAUCGAUGGGAAGAACGUGACUGUCACUGACGUGGACAUCGUGUUCAGCAAGAUCAAGGGGAAGUCCUGCCGCACCAUCACCUUUGAGCAGUUCCAGGAGGCGCUUGAGGAGCUGGCUACAAAGCGCUUCAAGGACAAGAGCAAAGAGGAGGCUGUGCGUGAGGUGCACCAGCUCAUUGAGGGCCGGGCGCCAGUCAUCUCGGGGGUCACGAAAGCUGUGUCCUCACCCACUGUGUCGCGGCUCACAGACACAACCAAGUUCACUGGCUCCCACAAGGAGCGCUUUGACCCAUCUGGCAAGGGCAAAGGCAAGGCCGGCCGCGUGGACCUGGUGGAUGAGUCGGGCUAUGUGCCCGGCUACAAGCACGCAGGCACCUACGACCAGAAGGUGCAGGGGACCAAGUAGCCCUGCACUGGUGCAGUGGACACUGCAGGUGCCAGCCGGAAACUCACACGUAUCACACUUCAUUACAUUCCUGUGCUCACCAGGCAGAACUCAGAGGGAGCUGUGGCCAGGCGACUGGGGCCAUCCCCAGGCCUCCUGUGAGGGCACCCUGCACUUCUCUCAGACCUCACCCUUCCUUGCGCACCUGCAGUUUUCAAACUGUUUCCCAGGAUCUUGCCUCACUGGCCACCGGGCUUGCAGGUGAAAGGGAUUGUGGGAGCUAGUGUGGGACAAGUAGGCAGAUCCCAUCAGAGGCCACACUGAGCCUAGCAGCAGAAACUGUCCAGGGACCCAGGGCAGCAGGAGCUGAUGAACCCACAGCACUGAUUAGACUGAGCUCUCAGGAUGUGGGUGUGUCUGAGCUUGGGACAGCUUUCAUUGAUCGGCGCCACAGGGCCCUUUGUGCUUUCUGAGCAGUGGGCUCAGCCAGGUCUCCUGGCAGACAUGGGCAGCAGAUCAUGCAGGUACACACAUACGUGUGCCCAGGGUCCAGGUCCAUGCCGAGGGACAAGGGAAAGCUCCUUGGCGGACCAGGACGGUUUUCUGUUUGCUUUUGUAACUGACAAGAAAUGGUGACCACAUGCCUAUUCUCAGAUUAGGGAGAUUCAAAAUGUGCCCUCCCUACCUGUCCCCAUGUCCCCUCGUGGGGAGACACACAAUGCUGAAUCACUCUUGCAGGGUGUGCGGAGCUGUACCUGCCACAGCCUGUGCUGUUGCCUACUGAACUUGGCCUUCCUCAGCCACUGCCUGUGCCCUCUGGAAGUCCGUGUCCCUCACCUGUUUCAUGCCACCUACAGGGCAACAAGCCAGGCAGUAGAAUUAGCCCAGUGAGGACACCUAUGCCCACAAACCUUCCAUGCACAGUGGGCCUCUGCUCAUCUACCCUGCAGGGGCAACUUGAGCAGCCUGCCUUCAGCACUGCACCUCCAUGAUGGCCAAGUGGUCCUCUAUCCCAAGGAGGCCAUGGUAUGGGCCACCCACGGUUACAGCUGCCAUGGUCCUGCUCUUGACCUGUAUGGCUGUUGCUCUGGAGAAGGCCCACGUGGCCUCAGAAAUGACUCAUAGAAGUUGGUCUGCUCUCAGCUGGUCUCACUCCACCUAGGCAGAUAGCUGCUAAAGGUAGCCACCAUCUUUCUGGACAUGGGGCUGCCCCACAGCACAGGCAGGAGCAGGCCCUUCCUUACUGCCACAGCAUGCAACAUGCCUGCUAGCCCAAGUAUGCUUGGUCACAAGUGCAGCUCCAUGGAAGGCUGCCCACUAGCCCACUGAGUGAAGCACCUUCCUGAGGGCACAGGCCCCUCCAGAAAGGGACUAUCUGGAAAGGGAAUGGCCCUGCGGGCAGGCAGCUUCCCUUGGAGGCUGGGAGUUCAUGGUGCCUCCGAGUCAUGGCUCUCAGGCCGAUGUCAGCUUACUGGGUUGGGGAGAUAGGUGGGGCGAAGGCCCCGGGCUGUGCUCCUCAGUGAUCCAGGCUAGACUUCUGUGUGAAAGCUAGAGGCAAACGUGAUGCAUGGGCAACAUUUGAAACCCUGAAGGUGCGGUGUUUAAUCUCAUCAAAACCCUUUGGGUUCAAGUGCCAGUGACCUUCACUAGGGGUCGCUAACAGGGUCCCAAUCCUCUCUACCCCACACCCUGAUGACACCUGCCCUCUGGCACCAUGGUCCCCACAAGUCCUACUGUGGCCAGCAUCUCUCAGCCGGAGGCUCCUGUUCUCCUUUUCUUCUGCCUGUCCACCCCCACCAGAUCCCUCCAACACAGCAAGUCACACAUGCCUGGGUCAGGACAGUGUUGGGAGCCCCAUGCCUUGCAGCAGAUACAGUUGCACCCGUGGAAGCAAGGUGCUGGGGCACCAGCCUGUCUCCUGCUCAGUGGGGUCAUUGGGCAAGGAGUGAUCUCCAAAUGAGGACCUAGACCACAUCUACUGUGCUGCCUGGGAGGACAGUGGAAAGUCGGAUCUAAGCAAAAGAACACAAGUGCCCUUCCUCUCAUGGGGAGGAGGUCCUAUCAGACUGGUCACCUGGUCCCUGUGGUCAGCACCUCAUAAUGUACUCAUAAAGCUGAGUGGCUGGUCCACAGGUCCUGGGUCCUGGUCCCAUCUCAGGUGAGCUCCUGGACAAGGAAGGAGUCUUCACUUCUAGAGAAUUUCAAGAAUGUAUUCCUGAUGACUGUGACAGGCCUCUCAGUUUUAUGAUGAAAAUCAAGUUGCUCUGCCUUAGCGGCCCUCCCAUCUCAGCCCAGAGCCUGAGUGCCCUUGGGCUCCUGGAAGGAGAGCCCCCAGCCCAGGCUCUCCCACCACAUGACACUCGGGUAGCAUCACGUGCAUGUGUCAGGCAGUCUCCCUGUGUCCCUUCCCUGUCCCCAAUAGGUCCCAAGCUUUCCUCAGAGACAGGCUUAGGUGAGGCCAGCAUCCACCAAGUCAGUUUCAAAGUGUAGCUGUGAAAACAUACUCCAUUUCCAUCACUUGGCAAGGGAGUGGUAGUAAAAAUUAAAUUGUGAAGACUUAGUGGUCACCAUACUGUCAGUUUCAAUUGUAGGAUUCACCAUGGCAUCUGUGCGUAUCCGCUGAACAGGAAUCUGUGUGGACUCCCAGCUCCACCACACAGACACGUGCAUUUUCCUCAGUCCAUGAAUAUUACCAACACACAGGCAGGGUGUGUGUUAGAUGUUUGUCAUACCAAUCAGCUUCUAACAUGGUUCAAGAGUUAAAUGUAAGAGAAACUGCAGGGCAUGCAACCUGACAAAGGAACACCUUCCGUUAGGAGGUGACACUUCGGAGCAGGGACAGAUUGUAGAAUCAACACCCAGGAGACAGGGACAGAUUGUAGAGGGGUUGAGGGAACAAUGUAGAUGGUGUCUAAACAUCAAGGAGGUUGGAAAGCACUGGAGAACAUGAUCCUAGUAGAAUAUUUAUUAAUGCUAUAGUAUAAGCAACUAGUUAAGUGGUUGAUAACUUA
Molecule: messenger RNA, 4700 nt
Organism: Fukomys damarensis (Damara mole-rat)
Lineage: Eukaryota; Metazoa; Chordata; Mammalia; Rodentia; Bathyergidae
Gene: Tppp
Product: tubulin polymerization promoting protein
Exons: 4
Coding region: 1048-1710 (220 amino acids)
Biological process (GO): positive regulation of protein polymerization; microtubule polymerization; microtubule bundle formation
Cellular component (GO): microtubule
Molecular function (GO): tubulin binding
Source: RefSeq, a predicted model, not a curated record